AUGGCCAUUAAAAUUAAUAAUUUAAAAAUGAAGCACGGAUCAUCCAAAGGAGGUCAAAGCCAUCAGGCCCAUACUCAGUCAUCAAAUGUGCAUAACUCAAACAAUCCUGCUCAUCAUGCUGCAGCAGAUAACAAGAGCAAUCAGAUGAAUCCUAAUAAUCCGAGCUACUCUUCGAGUAGACAAGGAUCUUCUCAAGGGUCAUCUCAUAAGCAUUAA
This is a messenger RNA of Blepharisma stoltei, 216 nucleotides long. NCBI's taxonomy places the organism in Eukaryota, Ciliophora, Heterotrichea, Heterotrichida, Blepharismidae. The record is from the annotation of a GenBank genome assembly.